Messenger RNA from Arabis nemorensis, 306 nucleotides. Lineage: Eukaryota; Viridiplantae; Streptophyta; Magnoliopsida; Brassicales; Brassicaceae. The record is from the annotation of a GenBank genome assembly.
AUGGCGUCGAUUCUGGGUGAUUUGCCUUCCUUCGAUCCUCACAAUUUCAGUCAACAUCGUCCCUCCGAUCCUUCUAAUCCCUCUAGAAUGGUUCCAACUACCUAUCAUCCUACUCACAACCGUACACUUCCACCACCAGAUCAAGUGAUAACUACAGAAGUAAAAAACAUACUCAUACGCAGCUUCUAUCAACGAGCUGAAGAAAAGUUAAGACCAAAGAGACCGGCUUCAGAGCAUCUGACGUCCGAGCACGGGAACAAGCAUUUCCGUGCCGCGUCUUCUUCAUCAUCUACUCAAGGAUUAUAA